UUUCACUUUUUUGUACUGCCUGUAACGGGACAAGUACUGAAGUAAUAACUGAACUGGAUUAGUUUGUAUGUACCGGUACUUCCUCGUUUCUGUAAUUUUGUUUGUUCUGUUUUUAUGUUAUCCGGCUCGUUUAAUGCUGCAAUGCAUCUAAUUAUUCGUCACAGUCUAUCCUGCACAGAGUCAUGACAUGCUGGAAAGCAGAAAAUCUUUGAGAAGUUUGCCGCGGUAUCUUGCGGACCGUUUCCGAAAAAAUAUGAUCCUGCGGCUUGUUCUCGUCGUCCUGUUGAUUGCUUUAGGAUUAUCUUGGCAUGUGUGGUCUCAGAGUGCCAACCAUACGGGAGACAUAAGUAUUUAUGCACGCUUGGAUGCUCUGGAAAAGCAUCUGGAGAUUCUGAGCCACAAGCAUAAAGUCUAUCCUGAAGUGAGAAAUCUUAACUACAAAGACCGAAGAAGGAUUUUGGUUACCGGAGGCGCAGGUUUUGUUGGGUCUCAUCUUGUUGAUCGACUAAUGCUUGAAGGCCAUGAAGUGAUUGUGGUGGAUAAUUAUUUUACCGGUCGUAAGCGAAACGUCGAGCACUGGAUUGGACACGAAAAUUUUGAAUUGAUCCAUCAUGACAUUGUUAAUCCUUUGUUCAUUGAAGUUGACGAAAUUUACCACUUGGCCUCGCCGGCAUCACCACCCCAUUAUAUGUACAAUCCCGUCAAGACAAUAAAGACCAACACCGUCGGAACAGUCAAUAUGUUGGGCUUGGCCAAACGCAAUCGUGCUAAGCUGCUGCUUGCCUCCACCAGUGAAGUAUAUGGCGAUCCGGAAGUCCAUCCACAACCGGAAUCGUACUGGGGACAUGUCAAUCCCAUCGGACCGCGGUCGUGCUACGAUGAGGGCAAAAGAGUGGCGGAGACGCUGUGUUAUGCCUACCAGAAGCAGGAACGCGUUUCGGUAGCAGUGGCGCGAAUUUUCAACACUUUUGGCCCGCGGAUGCAUAUGAAUGAUGGGCGAGUGGUUAGCAAUUUCAUCUUGCAGGCUUUGCAGAAUGAACCAAUUACGGUGUAUGGCAGCGGGGAACAGACACGCUCUUUCCAGUAUGUAUCGGAUCUAGUGGAGGGGAUGAUUUUAUUAAUGGCCGCAAAUUACAGCCUGCCCGUUAAUCUGGGUAAUCCCGAAGAACACAGUGUAAAGGAAUUUGCGGUGAUGAUUAAUAAUGCAGUGGAUGGAAAGAGUGAGAUUAUUAACAAGCCAGCGAUGAUUGAUGAUCCGCGCCGGCGGAAACCGGAUAUUACUCUCGCUAAGAAUCUACUCGGUUGGGAACCAAAAGUGUCACUUAAAGAUGGGCUUUCAAAGACUGUGCAGUAUUUCAAGAAAGAACUGGCGAAAUCGUCUGAACCGAUACGACCUUUGCAACUCCCGAAUGAUUUGUUAUGACAAUGAUACUUUUUCAAAUCGGUGUCCUUGUAUCAUUCGGCAGUUUCGCAUCCUAAUUGUUCCUGGUCCUAAAUCUUGUUUAGUCUUAUUUUAAACUUUUAACGGAAUUUUGUUUUGUUUGCCAAACUGUAUAUUGUGCCAAAAAGUUUACCGCUUUCAAGAUGCAUUUGUCUGAUGCAGGAUAUAAUACUCAAAAAAGAUUAAAUUUGAA
Molecule: messenger RNA, 1634 nt
Organism: Paramacrobiotus metropolitanus
Lineage: Eukaryota; Metazoa; Tardigrada; Eutardigrada; Parachela; Macrobiotidae
Product: UDP-glucuronic acid decarboxylase 1-like
Exons: 8
Coding region: 188-1423 (411 amino acids)
Biological process (GO): D-xylose metabolic process
Cellular component (GO): cytoplasm
Molecular function (GO): UDP-glucuronate decarboxylase activity; NAD+ binding
Source: RefSeq, a predicted model, not a curated record